Molecule: messenger RNA, 721 nt
Organism: Rhinolophus ferrumequinum (greater horseshoe bat)
Lineage: Eukaryota; Metazoa; Chordata; Mammalia; Chiroptera; Rhinolophidae
Gene: DPY30
Product: dpy-30 histone methyltransferase complex regulatory subunit
Exons: 5
Coding region: 138-437 (99 amino acids)
Cellular component (GO): Set1C/COMPASS complex
Source: RefSeq, a predicted model, not a curated record
UUGUAGGUUCUUGGGACCCUGGAGCUCUCGGACCUGAUGCGGGCGCCCGGUCGUGGACUGUUGCAUCCUGCUCCUCUACUGCUCAGGGUGCUCCCGCGCCCAGACUGGUAUCCGGGGACUGACUUGCAGGGUCCGCCAUGGAGCCAGAGCAGAUGCUGGAGGGACAGACGCAGGUUGCAGAAAAUCCUCACUCUGAGUACGGCCUCACAGAUAACGUCGAGAGAAUAGUAGAAAAUGAGAAGAUUAAUGCAGAAAAGUCAUCAAAACAGAAAGUGGAUCUCCAGUCUUUGCCAACUCGUGCCUACCUGGAUCAGACAGUUGUGCCUAUCUUAUUACAAGGACUUGCUGUGCUUGCAAAGGAAAGACCACCAAAUCCCAUUGAAUUUCUAGCGUCAUAUCUUUUAAAAAACAAGGCACAGUUUGAAGAUCGAAACUGACUUAUUGGGAAGAACAGAAAAAUAUGGUUUCUACUGUAGAUUUACAUGAUUAAGAGGCAGCUUUAAUUGCUAUGAUUUUCCCCCGUCCCUUUUUGGAAGUAUAAGAACCUUCAGGACAGCAAGUCAUUACUGGAGUUGCAGAAGAAAACAUAUUUCCUUUAUUUUGAUUUAAUCACCAUACUUAUUUAAUGAGUAUUUUGUGCAAUUUUUUCUCAGACUGUCUUUAACUUUGUUUUUAAAAUGAACUUCAAAAUAAACUGUAAAAACGUCAUUAUUUUAAAGUA